Messenger RNA from Sorex araneus (European shrew), 4215 nucleotides. It is a transcript of the gene TANGO2, whose product is annotated as transport and golgi organization 2 homolog. Gene Ontology annotation, cellular component: Golgi apparatus. NCBI's taxonomy places the organism in Eukaryota, Metazoa, Chordata, Mammalia, Eulipotyphla, Soricidae. Bases 512 to 1342 code for a protein of 276 amino acids. Gene Ontology annotation, biological process: protein secretion; Golgi organization. The record is from RefSeq and is a predicted model, not a curated record. The transcript has 9 exons.
GCGGCCGGCGACCUGGGCCGGUGGACUCUGUUCCCCGGAUCCGGCCCGGGCUCGCGGCCCAGGGCCCUGGGGGCGCGGGCCUGGAGGAGUGGGGCUGCGCCUUACCCCAUUCAGCCUCAGUUUCUCCUUCCUGAGACAGAAUGGAAAUCAGGCGAUCGGGUUAGGGGAAACCAACUGGCCCGGGCUGACGAAGUGCCCAGCGCGGUACUGGAGCGCGUUUCCAGCGAUCCCUACCCGCGGCUGGAGCGCCGCCACCUCUGGAAAACUGGCAGAGACGGAACGGGCGGGGAGCUGCGUGGUCUCUGCAAGAUGAGUGGGCUAGACUUCAGGACAGCUCUGGAACCCUGAGUCACGCUGCCCUUUGCCUGCGUUCUUUUGCGGGACAGCAGGGUGACAGCUGGUGCUGGCUCAUCCUUGCUCCAAACACAGCAUACCCCACCUCCCCACCUCCCCCACCUCUAGAUCUGGACCUUGUGAACCCGCACAUGAGUGUAGCCUCCCCCUGGGCCCGAUGUGCAUCAUCUUCUUUAAGUUUAAUCCUCGCCCUGUUUCCAAAAAUGCCUACAGGCUCAUCCUGGCAGCCAACAGGGAUGAAUUCUACCACAGGCCUGCCAAGGUAGCUGACUUCUGGGGGAGCAACAAUGAGAUCCUCAGCGGGCUUGAUAUGGAGGAAGGCAAGGAAGGAGGCACUUGGCUGGGGAUCAGCACGCGGGGAAAACUGGCAGCUCUCACCAACUACCUGCAGCCGCGGCAAGACCCGGAUGCCCGCAGCAGAGGUGAACUUGUGGCCCAGUUUCUGACCACCGACAUGGACAGCCUGUCCUACCUGAGGAAGGUGUCCACAGAGGGCCACCUCUACAAUGGCUUCAACCUCCUUGCAGCCGACCUGAGCACAGCGAAGGGAGAUAUGAUCUGCUACUAUGGAAACCGAGGGGAGCCCGAGCCUGUCGUGCUGGCACCAGGCUCCUACGGCCUGAGCAAUGCCUUGCUGGACACGCCCUGGAAGAAGCUGUGCUUUGGGAAGCAGCUGUUCCUGGAGGUGGUGGAGCAGAGCCAGGUGCUCCCCAAGGACGCCCUCAUUGCCCAGCUCUUGGAAGUGCUCAACAACGAGGAGGCGCAGCUGCCAGACCCAGCCAUCGAGGACCAGGGCCGAGAGUACGUGCAGCCCAUGCUGAGCAAGUACGCGGCUGUGUGUGUGCGCUGCCCGGACUACGGCACAAGAACCAACACAGUCAUCCUGGUGGACGGGGAUGGGCACGUGACCUUCACGGAGCGCACCAUGCUGGACAAGGACCCUUUGCGCUGGGAGACCAGCACCUAUGAGUUUAGGCUGCAGAGCUAAUGGGCUGCUUUUGGGGAAUGACCCCGGCCACAUGUAUUACGCAUAACGUCCCGGACCCUCAACACCAGGCCCUAUGACUUGUGUGCAAUCCAUCUGUCUCCCUGUCCUGAGGCCUGCCAUCAUGCUGCCCAUGGGGAAGGAUGGUGGCAUGACCAGGGCCUGAGAAAAGCUCCUCAGAGAGGAAGAACAGCCUGGCUGGUGGACUCGGGGCUUCCUGAGUGUGCUGGGGGCCUCCUGUGGGGAGCAGUUUUGUGUGUGGGGGGGGUCUCCACAUGAGGGGCGGGCCCACCUAUACCUGGGCAUCUCAGCAGGCUCUUAGGUAUUAAGGCAUGUGGUUAUUUAUAAGCAGGCCCAGGUGAACCAGGGGUCACAGCCAGACUAUCUUGUCCCUUGUCUUUGGGGGGUGCAGUUUCAACUGGACCAGUGCUUCAGUUGCUUGAUGCUGAGAAUAAACUUUGAGGCAGUGACAAGCCUGUGCCUGCCAGGCUCCUGACUUGUGUGACAGACAGGCUGGUGCUGACAUGGCUAUGGGCUGGGUGGGGGCUGUUCCUGGGCCUUGCUUGGCAGCUCCUGUGGACACAACGAAGCUGUGGUGUUGACUCUUGGCUCACGGCCUCCUGAGCAUCAGGACGGGUGCCCUGAGGGUCCGUGGGUGUGGAGGGGAUGUGUGGAGAGUCACCGGGCUUUAGGACCCUCUCAGCUAGGUUAUGGAGCCAGAAGUUCACAGGGCUGUGGGAUGACCCUGCUGUGAGGACCCUGGGAGGGAAGUAUGUGGUCUGCAAAAUCUGGGUAGACCCCAGAACCAGGGAAGGGGGAAGAACAACCCCAAGACCGGGGUUUUGAGUAAGCACUCAGAAUUUCUCCCCACCCCAGCAGAGUGGAAGGUUUCAGAUGACCAGUACUGAGGCACAUUAUCUGACCCCCUAGCUGGUCUUGGGGGUGAGGGGCGCCUCUGGCGGGAUGCACUGUAGACCUGCCCCACACUGACUCCCCUCUCUUAACCUUCCCCUGUCCUGGACACUCUCAGGGGUCCUUGGCUCAUUUUGAACUCAGAAGAAAAAUGCUCCAGCACAGAGCCAGACCUGAUGGUGGCUCUGAGCAGGGAGGCACCCACACCCCUGGCCCAAGCCCCUCACCUGUGUCUGGCUGAGCCAUGGGGGAUCUAGUCUCUCAGUAUCCUUCCACUGCAUCAGGGAACUAGCCCACAUCACACACCAGUGCCUGUUCUGGCCUCUAUCAGACUGGAUGUGUCCACCCUUGGGUCCAGCCCAGCUGGAUGAAGCUAUCUGUGAAAACACUCCUCUCCUCUCCAUCCCAGAUGUUUACCCCUGGGCCUGUCCAGGGGAAAAGCUUUCCUGGCACUUGUCAUGCCUACCCACCCCCCACCCCCCGCUUGCCCUGUAUUCCCAAGGCGGGGGCAACCCAAGAUAUAGAUUCUUUUGUUAUAGGUUGAAAUAUGUGUCUCCCCAAAGAUAUUGAAAUAUGUGUCUCCCCAAAGAUAUGUUGGCAUCCUAGUCCCUAAGGGUGUGAUCUUACUUGGGUCUCUGUAGAGAUGGUUUAUAGAAUUCAAAUGAGGUCAUUGGGGUGGGUCUUGGUUCAGUAGGUGUCUUGAUAAAAAAAAAAAGUAAUUUUGGACACAGACAAGCACAGGGCUGGUGUCUAUGAAGACUGGACUUGUGCUGUCACCUACCAUGGAACCACUGGGCACUGGGAGCGAGGCUAGGAACAGACCUUCUCUGUAGCUGUAGAGCACUGAGGCCCUGCUGAUACCACAGUCCCAGAUAUACAGAUUUCAGGUGUGGUCUGUGGAAUAUUUUGGCAACCCACCGAGGACGAUGUAACCCCUGAUUGAGAAACACUGCUCUAAGUCUUAGUUUUUUAAAUUUUGUUUUUGGGUCACACCUCGUGGUGUUCAGGGCUUGCUCCUGGCUCUGAACUCAGGAAUUACUGUGGCAGUGCUCUGGGGACCAUAUGGGAUUCUGGAGAUCGAACCCUGAUGGCCACAUGCAAGACAAGUGCCCUACCUGCUGUGCUCUCUUGGGCCCUAAAUCCUAAUAGCAUACCUGGCUCCAGCAAAGUAUUACAAUCCAGAAACUGGCAUUGAUAGAAAACUGUAUUAUUUUGGAGGGGAGGGGAGAUCAUUGGCCAAUCUGGCUGUGCUCAGGGCUUAACCUAGCUCUAUGUUCAGGGAUCAUUCCUGGAGUUCUCAGGGGACCAUAUGGGGUGCUGGAGAUUGAACCUAGAUUGGCUGCAUACAAGGCAAGUGCCCUUGCCCCUACCUCUGGAUUAUCACUAUGGCCCUUGGGUUCUAGCUUUUGUUGUGUAAAGAACGCUGUAAUGGUUUUAUUUCUCUAAGCAAAAGGGAAUAUCUACAUUAGAAUGGAGGCCAGACUGUUAGCUCAGACUUGGAGGCAGUUCUCAAAAUAAUGCCAUAUACCAGUGAGACUUUAUAACUUCCAGGUUUGGGUGGAUCCAGGUGAUAAUGUCUAGCCUGGUAUAUGUGGGUGAGUUCUCCCAGAGAGGUAAGAGUUAAAAUUGAAAGUUUUAUUCAGUUUCUCUCACCCUGAGGGCAAGGGGAAAGAAGCAGUCAGAAUUUAAAGGCUUUAUGGUUAAGUUUCCUGCCUGGCUAACAGUGCAGAAGCUGGGGCUAGGUGAAGCCCUUGGGAUAUGAGGGGAAAUCUAAGAACCAACAAAGGCUACUGUUGCAACUAGAAGAAACAGGGUAACAGCUCCUGCAGGUGCUUUAUUGUCUCUUUCCACAGUAAAGUUACUAUUUUCACUUUGCAACUAAGUUGCAAAGGAAUAGUGGGAGAAGAAACUGUAACUUUGUAAACCAGCUACAAUAACGAAAUAAAAUACCAUUCAUACUUUUU